Brassica oleracea var. oleracea is the source of this 2822-nucleotide messenger RNA. RefSeq lists its product as uncharacterized. The coding region runs from base 65 to 2647 and encodes 860 amino acids. Gene Ontology annotation, biological process: nuclear polyadenylation-dependent snRNA catabolic process; nuclear polyadenylation-dependent snoRNA catabolic process; nuclear polyadenylation-dependent antisense transcript catabolic process. The record is from RefSeq and is a predicted model, not a curated record. Gene Ontology annotation, cellular component: nucleolus; nuclear exosome (RNase complex). The transcript is spliced from 10 exons. Gene Ontology annotation, molecular function: nucleotide binding; 3'-5'-RNA exonuclease activity; double-stranded DNA binding. NCBI's taxonomy places the organism in Eukaryota, Viridiplantae, Streptophyta, Magnoliopsida, Brassicales, Brassicaceae.
GGCAAGAAUUGGUCUGAAAAAACACCAACGAACAGUUUUGAUUCGAGAUUCGAAGAUACUCAUAAUGGUGGUCAACGAAAAGGUCAAACUCGCAAUUACCGUAGCCUCUCUUGUGGCGGUGACAGUUCUGUUGGCGGCGGAGUAUCGGCGGCGGAGGAGGAAGCCGACAUCUUCUCCGAGCUCGUGUUAUCUCCAUUCCGAAACUAAGCCGCAGUUCGGCUUCAAACGCGUCCUUGCGGACAACUCUUACUCUGGAUUCAAACACUUGAAGAAGAAGAAGCUCGAGGAUGGAGAGAAACCUUCAAACUCUCAUCCGUACGAAAGUGAGAUCACUGCUUUGUUAGAGAAUCCUCGUCUUGAUGAGUUUGAGUUCUUGAGGGGAGAUUAUUCACUGGAGAUGAGCGGUUCAUAUGUUUGGGUUGAGACUGAGUCUGAGUUGAAGAAGCUUGCGGAAACAUUGGCUAAAGAAAAGGUUUUUGCGGUUGAUACAGAGCAGCAUAGCUUAAGAUCGUUUCUUGGUUUCACUGCUUUGAUUCAGAUUUCUACGCAAGAGGAGGAUUUUUUGGUGGACACGAUUGCGUUACAUGAUGUGAUGAGUAUACUUCGUCCUGUUUUCUCCAAUCCUGAUAUUUGUAAGGUGUUUCAUGGAGCCGACAACGAUGUUAUCUGGCUUCAAAGAGACUUCCAUAUAUAUGUUGUUAAUAUGUUUGAUACUGCCAAGGCAUGUGAGGUGUUGGCAAAGCCUCAAAGGUCACUGGCAUACUUACUUGAGUCAGUUUGUGGAGUGUCUACUAACAAAUUGCUUCAACGUGAAGACUGGAGACAGCGUCCACUCUCCGAAGAGAUGGUGCGUUAUGCCAGAACAGAUGCACACUAUCUACUCUACAUUGCCGAUAGUAUGACUGCCGAGCUCAGACAACUAGGCACUGAAGAUUCUUCUAGCACCGAUGACAAAUUCAGUUUUCUUCUCGAGGCUAGUAGACGCUCAAACAUGACCUGUUUACAACUCUACACCAAAGAGACCGAAGAUUUUCCUGGGAAUGCUGCUGCUUCCUCAUUAAUUUACCGUCAUUUAAACGGCCAUGAAGACAACUCUACCAUCUCCUUGGAUCCACCAAAGUUCCAGGAGCUUGUAAGAGAACUUUGCGCAUGGAGAGACUUAAUGGCACGGAUUCACGACGAAAGCACACGAUAUGUCUUGUCUGACCAAGCCGUCAUCGCUCUUGCUUCUAACCAGCCAACCACACCUGAAGAAAUACAUGAUUCUAUAUCUCAAGCUGACUCGUCUUCAGAGUCAGCUGUUAUCUCUAGUCAUCUGGACGAUGUUCAUCAACUGACUCAACACAAGUUAGGCAAGCUCGACGUUAUCUUACCGCUAGUCCUCGACAAAUGCUUGGGAACAGAAGGAACAUGCCCCAUCUCCGUCUUCAACUACUCGCUCUUAAUCAACUUCAACACAAAGCUAACCACCAACCGCUCUACCCCCAAGAGACACAAGAGCCUCAAGAGGUUCACACGGAAGACAUCAAGAGACCUCUUCGUCAAGAAAUUCUCCUGCAAGGCUCCUGUUUACCACAACUGUAGAAUCUACGCCAACGACGGACGUUUGCUAUGCUACUGCGACAGGAGGAAGCUGGAAUGGUACAUGAGCCGCGGCCUCGCGAAGCUGGUGGAAGAAGAUCCCCUCGCGAUAAUGCUUCUGUUCGAACCGAAGGGGCGUCCUGAAGAUGAAGGGAAUGAUUUUUACAUCCAGAGCAAGAAGAACAUUUGCGUUGGGUGUGGCGAAGGGGAUCACUAUCUUCGUUACAGGAUAAUACCUUCUUGCUAUAGAGUUCAUUUCCCUGAGCAUUUGAAGAGUCACAGGUCUCAUGAUAUAGUGCUGCUUUGUGUGGACUGCCAUGAGGUCGCCCACGCUGCUGCCGAGAGGUAUAAGAAAGAAGUGGCUAAGGAGUUUGGGAUCCCUCUCUUUGUUCGUAGAGUGCUUGAUUCGGUGGAGUGUGAAUCAUCAGCAGGUGGUGACAGUGAAGAUGCAGGUGUGUCUCCGUUGCAUCUUAGAACAGCUGCGAUGGCGCUGUUGAGGCAUGGGAAUAGGAUGCCAUCUAGUCGCCGUGAGGAGUUGUUGCAGACUGUGAAGAUGUAUUACGGUGGAAGGGACAUAACUGAAGAAGAUUUGGAAAAGGCUUUGCUUAUUGGGAUGAGUCCUCACGAGAGAAGAAAACUCGAAAGGAAGAAAGGUGUCUCUCUCAAACAAGAAAACAGUAGCAAUGAUGCUGAUGCAAACAGCUUUGAGGAAGCUCCUCCUGGAGGUGAUACGAAUGGAGAAAGUAGCGUAGUUGGUGAUGAUAGUGGAGGAGAUGGAGCUCCAGAGCUAAAUGAUACUCAAUGUAAGGGAAACAUAUUGCACCAACAGAACUCGAAGCUCUCUUUGUUGGGACAUGGACCGCACGGGAAACAGGUUGUAGAGUAUCUUUUGAAUGAGUAUGGAGAGGAUGGUGUUCGUGAUUUCUGUCAGAGAUGGAGGAAAGUUUUUGUUGAUGCUCUUCAUCCUCGUCAUUUGCCUGGUGGCUGGGAUGUUACUCACAGUGGACGAAGAGACUUUGGCGAAUUCAGCGUUUAUAAUCCCACAAAGAAAGUCUCCACCGGGUAACUCAACUUUGUAUCUGUCUGUUUUUUUUUGCUACAUCUCUGUUUUGACAAUUUUGUCAUCAACGAGGAAACGAGUCCAUUCAGUUGUUUGUUGUAUUUUUUUGUAGACCUCUCUAUAUACUUUGUUUUUGGUUAACAAUCUGAUAUUUUGAGUCUAUCAGCAUGAUCUUGCCUUG